ACCUUCUCCCCCGAGGGCCGCUUGUUUCAGGUAGAAUAUGCCAUCGAAGCGAUCAAAUUCGGUUCCACUGCCAUCGGAAUAUGUACACCGGAGGGUGUUGUGAUGGCCGUAGAGAAACGAAUCACCUCGUCACUGAUGGAACCGACGAAGGUUGAGAAAAUCGUAGAAGUAGAUCGUCACAUCGGCUGUGCUACCUCGGGCUUGAUGGCCGAUUCACGGACGCUAUUGGACCGCGCUCGGCUAGAGUGUCAGAAUCAUUGGUUUGUGUACAACGAACGGAUGUCGGUGGAGUCGUGUGCGCAGGCCGUUUCGAACUUGGCCAUUCAAUUUGGCGAUGGUGAUGAGGACUCUGCUAUGAGCCGACCGUUCGGUGUGGCCAUCCUAUUCGGUGGUAUCGAAAACGGAGAACCACAACUCUGGCAUAUGGACCCAUCCGGGACGUACAUUCGAUUCGAUGCGAAGGCGAUCGGUUCCGGAAGCGAAGGUGCCCAGCAGAAUUUACAGGAUUGUUAUAUGCCCACAAUGACCGUCAAGGAGGCAAUCAAUCUCGCACUCACCACACUGAAGCAAGUAAUGGAAGAGAAACUGAAUUCAACGAACGUGGAAGUUAUGACGAUGACUCCCGAUCAGGUGUUCCAAAUGUUUACCAAGGAAGAGCUUGAAGAAUAUUUGAAAGGCCAAGAACCUACAUCAACAAAAGAAGAGGCCAAGAAAACACAUUAACACAAUGACUUAAGUGGAACGCAAAUUGGAUUCGUCUUGCUGUGUCUUUCGCUUGCGCCUCUCUGUUGUACCAAUUCUUUGUCAUUAACUUGCAAAUUGUUCAGAUUAAAGGUUUGGCCGCGGAUCAAAACCGGUACGUGGUUUAAUGUUUUAUUGCGAGCAGAAGAAAUGUUUUCACAACUCAUUGAGUUCUACAGCAGGGCUGGAAGUUCGGCAUAACACAGAAGAACAAGUGACACAUGCGACAGUUUGGAAGAAUAAAAUUGGUACAAGAUGUGAA
This is a messenger RNA of Anopheles cruzii, 1003 nucleotides long. RefSeq names its product proteasome subunit alpha type-5-like. The annotation marks the transcript as partial. Gene Ontology annotation, biological process: proteasome-mediated ubiquitin-dependent protein catabolic process. NCBI's taxonomy places the organism in Eukaryota, Metazoa, Arthropoda, Insecta, Diptera, Culicidae. The transcript has 3 exons. The record is from RefSeq and is a predicted model, not a curated record. Gene Ontology annotation, cellular component: proteasome core complex; nucleus; proteasome core complex, alpha-subunit complex.